AUGAAGUCGCUGGAAUUCCGCAUCCGCAAGUUGCACGUCACCAACGACACAGACAAGCGGCUACAGAAGCGGCAGCCCUCCCGACUAUACGUCAACGAGGAGGCCCUGCUCGAACUAACCGGCUCUCGCGAUGGCGGUUCCCUCGUGUACGUUGAGCGGGCCUCGUCUGCUUCAGCCUCAGCCUCUGCUUCUACCCCUACAACGCCCACCCCCCGCGAGGCCACGCUCUGGAAGGCCCCCGAGAAGCUCGACAAGACCGUCACGCAAAUGUACGACGCCUUCCGCGACGCCUGCGGAUACAAGCUUGGCGAGCAAGUCCGUAUCACCUCGCUGAAGGCUCCCUUGCCGGACGCCGAGGAGGUUGUCAUCGAGCCAGUUCCGUCUCCAGCCCAAGACGAUAAAUCCGCCCCCACUGCCCUGGCACCGGAGGACCUCGCCGGCUGGGAAUACAUGCUGGCCGGCCGGCUGUCGCAGAUCGAGCACGUCUAUGCCGGCCUGGCGUUCAAGAACCUCUUUCUGCGCGGGCCCGAGCGGUCGUUUGUCGUGACUUCUGUGAACGGGCGGAACACGGGGAACGCAAAGUACGUGGACCGGAAAACCGCCGUCAAACUUGCCACAACACCACUCGGAACCUGGAGUAGUCAUGGUGACAACAACGGCACAACAAACACAACAUCCCCCACCGGCAAGAAACUCCAAGUCACAGGCAUCCGCGGACUAGACCCCCAAAUCCGCCAACUCAACCAAAUCCUCAGUUACUUCAGCACCCCCCUCCCCUUUCACAAACAGCUCUCCUACCGCGGCAUCGUCCUCCACGGCGGCCACGGCACAGGCAAAACCAUGCUGCUCAACCACAUCGCCGCCACGGGCUGGGGCACCGUCUUCCGCAUCCAGUACAAAGACAAGCUCACCGAGAUCCAAGAGACCUUUCAGCGGGCCACACUCCAACAGCCCAGCAUCGUGCUGGUCGACCAGCUGGAGCGCCUCAUCGACAAGGACCGCAGCAACCGCGCGGCUGUGAUCCUCGCGUUGUGCGAAGCCCUCGACGCGCUGGCUGCGGAUGCGGCAGCGAAAGGGGUGUUACCCCGGGUGGUAGUCGUGGCGACUUGUUUGGACUAUACCGUGGAUGUGCCCGAGGAUCUUAAGGAGCCGCGGCGGCUGACGAGUGAGGUGUACUUGUCGCUGCCGGAUGCUAGUGGACGGAGGGAGAUUUUGGCUGCGCUGGGGUUGGGGGUUGUGCCGGAGCAGGAGGAGGAGGUGCUGCGGGAUUUGAGCGAGAGGACGCAUGCGUAUAAUGGGAAAGAUUUGUGUCGGUUGGUGGAUGAGGCGGAUUUGAUUGCUCAUGCUCGGGUUUUGACGAUAUCUCCUGAGGGUGCCCUACCCAGCAACGACACGGCCUCAUCAGACAACAACGACAGGGAGGACAAGGAUGGCAACAACGGCAACAACGGCAACAACGACAACAACGGUAACAACGGCAACAACGGCAACAACGACACCGAUAACAGUAACAACAAAAUCUAUCGCACCCCCUCCGACUACCACUCCGCCCUCCGCCUCAUCCGCCCCUCGGCAAUGCACGACAUCAACCUCAAACCACCCCCCAUCCACUGGUCCGACAUAGGCGGCCAAGAGCGCGUGAAACUCUCUCUCCGCCGCGCAGUCCGCCUCUCCACCGAACCCCCGGAGACCCUCGCCCGCUACUUCGACCGGCCCCCGAAAGGUUUCUUACUCUACGGCCCCCCGGGAUGCUCCAAAACCAUGGCCGCCCAAGCCAUGGCCACCGAGUCCGGCCUCAACUUCUUCGCCGUCAAGGGCGCCGAGCUCCUAAACAUGUACGUCGGCGAGUCGGAACGCGCCGUGCGCCGUUUGUUUCAGCGCGCUCGCGAAGUUAGUCCGAGCAUGAUUUUUUUCGAUGAAAUCGACAGUAUUGCCGGGCAACGCUCCGGUUUCUCUUCCGGUUCCUCUGGUCCCAACCGCAGCACCGGCGGAUCCUCUACAGGAGGAGGCAUCAACGUCCUCACAACCCUCCUCAACGAAAUGGACGGCUUCGAAGCGCUACACGGCGUCGUAGUACUAGCCGCCACCAACCGGCCGCAAGCCCUCGACCCAGCUCUGCUCCGCCCCGGUCGGUUCGACGAAUUGAUUUAUGUCAGCCCGCCCGACACGGCUGCGCGGCGGGCGAUUUUUGCCCAGGUGGCAUCCCGCCGGUUGAUGCAUGCUGAUGUGGAUAUUGACCGGUUGGCGGGUGCCACGGAGGGGUUUUCGGGGGCCGAGAUCAAGGGGAUUUGUGCCGCUGCUGGGGUGGUGGCUUAUGAUCGGAGCUUGGGAGGUUUAUUGACACAAGAGGGAGAGACAGAAGGGGAAGAGGAUAGGGAACCGGCGAUUAGGAUGGGGGAUUUGGAAAGGGCGAUUGGGAAUCAGAAGAGGCAGAUUACGCCCGAGAUGUUAAGGGGGUUUGAGGAGUGGGAGAAGCAGUUUCGGAAGUUUUGA
Dichotomopilus funicola is the source of this 2493-nucleotide messenger RNA. RefSeq names its product P-loop containing nucleoside triphosphate hydrolase protein. The record is from RefSeq and is a predicted model, not a curated record. Lineage: Eukaryota; Fungi; Ascomycota; Sordariomycetes; Sordariales; Chaetomiaceae. Gene Ontology annotation, cellular component: cytoplasm. Bases 1 to 2493 code for a protein of 830 amino acids. Gene Ontology annotation, molecular function: ATP binding; ATP hydrolysis activity. The transcript has a single exon.